AUGGCUCAGCGUGACAACAAGACCGACAUCAGGGACGUCGAGCCCCAGAUCUUUCAGAAUGAGUAUCCGGAGAAGAUGAUCCCUCAGGUUGAGAAGAUUGAUUACUCUGGUGCUCAUGAGAAGACUGAUCCUAAGGAGAUUGCUCUUGUGAGGAAGCUUGACCGAUGGAUGAUGCCCAUGCUUUGGA
Molecule: messenger RNA, 187 nt
Organism: Fusarium tjaetaba
Lineage: Eukaryota; Fungi; Ascomycota; Sordariomycetes; Hypocreales; Nectriaceae
Product: major facilitator superfamily transporter
Exons: 2
Source: RefSeq, a predicted model, not a curated record